AUGUCCAACGAAAAUAAUGUCACUGGAGUCAGAGUCGAACCAAAGUACUUGCAAGACCCUUCCACUCUCGAAUCCUUGACUUCCGCUAUUCAAGGUCUAUCGACGUACGUGACUCCUUAUCUCCCAUCACAUCUGUCUCUCCGAAAGGUUGCCGGCAGCCAAACGGAUACUUACUCUCAGUUUAAUGGAGGAUAUUAUGGCAAUCACGGAGGAAACGGGAGGAUUGGGAAUGGAUUUAAUUAUGUACACGAUGCUAGUUUGCGGGGUCAUCACAAUGCUAUUAGUAGUAGUAUGGAUGGCACUACGAAUGGUAAUCCUAAAGCCUCGUAUCCUGACGAUGACAUUGAUCAGAACGCGGAGAAUAUGAUGCAGUUGCAAACGCACGGGCAAACUGAGUCAAGAAAAGAUAUGAUCUUGUACAGCGGAUUCGACGAGAUUGGAGAAGGUGUUGGAAGUCAAUCGGUCUUAUGUCUAGGAUACACGGAUGGUUUUCAGAUUUGGGAUAUUACUUCAUUGGAUAAUGUUCAGGAAAUGGUGUCUAUUAAACAUGAUAGAGAGAUAGGAAAUGUGUAUUAUAUCAAGAUAAUCCCAACUCCACGUGAAACAUCAAGAGAAGAUCCAUACAAAAAGUAUCGACCAUUAGCUGCCCUAGUCUGUGCACCACAAGAAGACAAUGCAUCAGACAUCUACACAAAUAACUCUCGCUCAAAAGCUGUUGUGAAGCUAUUUUCGUUAAGUUCAUGUGAACUUAUUACGCGAUGGCAUUUUGAUCAUGAGGGAACGAUUGUGGGAAUCAAGUGUAAUGAUCGGGUCGUUGUUUUUUCCACGGCAUUUCCUCCUCGACUUUACGUUCGCUCGACUCUUAACCUGGCUCCGCUCCAUUCAUCGCCCCUGACGGAUGUAGCGGUGCACCCGACCACUAGGGUUCCUGUCUUUACUCUUAGUUCACGACUGUUGGCAUACGCAACGACUACAGCCCCGAAUCGGGUGAAAAACGAACGAAGUGGAGUUAUGGCAUUUUUGGCCAGCGGGUUGGGUAGUGGCAAUACACAAGCGGACGGGGCUGCGUACGGAGACGAGAGCAUGCUUGGAGAUGGGGAAGGCGCAUACUAUGAGAAUGGAGGGGCGUGGGAUAAAGGUUAUGGAGAUGUUGCUAAAGGUGUUGCCAAAGAAGUUGUUAACGGAGUCAGAAUUUUGGGCGACUACGGCUACCAAGCCCUAUCCUCAUACUUUCUCUCUCCACCUCAUGUAACCUCAACUCUACCCUACCAUUCUUCAACUCAACCUAUCAAUAUAAACGGCUCUGUCGAUGCAAACAACAUCGCGACGGGCGGAAUAGCUCGGUCAAAUCCUUCUCCACAGUUGUCUCCAUCAAACAAUUUAUUUCGAGUUGGAAGUUCGGAAAGUAAUACAAACGGAGAUGUUGGUGAGAAUGGCUUUCAUGGAAAUAGUAAUGAUGAAAACAUUGGGGCUGUUGGUGCGAUAAUUAUCCGCGAUUUAAUACCGAUCUCUUACACCACUGUUCCUGGCGCCCCUAAACCCGUCUCAACCGUUCACGCUCACCGCAAAAAUGCAUCGCUGACUCUUCCCGUACUCGCUCACUUCCAACCGCACACCAAUCCCAUAUCCCAACUUUCCUUCAGCCCGUCGGGAACCCUUCUUUUCACAACCUCGAUGUCGGGUCAGACUUUUCAUGUGUUUGAAAUUCUCGGUAGACGACGACCCGGAAACCGCAAACCCGUCAGACAUUUGUACAAACUUUCACGGGGUUAUACGAAUGCUAGCGUUGGUGAAAACGGAGUGGCGUGGAGUGGGGACAGUAGGUGGUGCGGUGUAGCUACGGGAAGAGGAACAGUACAUGUGUUUGGCAUCAAUCCGUUUGGUGGGCCAAUGGAUGUUAGAGCACAUUUGAGAGGUCGAGUUAGCAACAUUGAUGAAUGGCACGACACAACGUCGCAAUCUCCAAUAAUCCGAAUAAAGCCCAGAACGCCUCUUCCUCAAGAUCCGGCCGACUCGUCGACACAGCCAUUUCCUUUUGCGAAUGAGCUGUACACACUAGGAUCAGUUGAUUCUACACCUUCAUCUACUAUUGUGUACGGAAGAGAGCAAUCGUACAGCAAUCAUUCGAAUUUAUGGAUGCAACAUCAGAAUGCUGCUGCAUUACCGUUCAUGAAAAGAUCGCUAUCAAUGUGUUUAAAGUUUUUGAAUUCCAACGCGCGAGAUGUGCAUGCAAGUACUGUCGGAGCUAUUAAUAAGAAAAGCUCCAAAACUCCGACGCCAGCUAAUGGGGUUUCAUUUCCUCAACACAACCAUAAACCUAAUGCACAAACUAGAGGACGAACAAGUCGGUGGAGUCAAGCUCCUCAACCGUUGAUACAGCCUCCGUCAUUAUCUUCUCCGUCGUCAUUGACCAUUCCUUCAUAUCUUUCCACAGAUUCGUCUUCAUCCUCAACGAAUGCAGCUUCUCUCACUAAUGUCAAUCAUCAACAACUUUUGACGUUCCACCCAUCGGGAAUAUUAACACUCCAUCGUAUUCGGAUGGAAGGCAUUGCACGCCGCGAUCAGGUUUCUAAAGAUGAUGCAUCUAACCCAACGGCAGCAGCAGUUGCUAAUGUGGGCCGAGCUUUAGUCGGUGGAGCCGCUGGUGUCGUUGCAAUGGGAACUGGUAGCAGUACUUAUAAAGAUGGCAGAAAGGACGCUAAAGGGGAGGAAAUAGAAUUGUUUGUUAAAUACGAUGAUGUAGCAGAAUGGAAAGUUUUCAGGGGUUCUGAUUGGAAAGAGGUUAGGAAUGGAUAUGAAAUCCCUUCCAAUACCAAGAGCAACGGGAUAAAUAUAGCUAACAGCGAAGCUCUCAGCAGAAAAUGGCUUUCCCAGGCUGAGAUCUCUACGCAUACUACAUCGCGUAUGUCUUUGCCUCCACCACUAUUCCUCACACCUCAGUUCACUCUACAAACCUUUAAGGGUGCAGAGUCGAUUGAGGCUAUUAAAGAAGGGAGAGUUCCUGAAGCAGAAAAAGUAGAGGUUAGAAAAGACGUCGAAGGCACGACGGCAGUUGUACUUGAACCAGACAGAGUUUUAGGGAGUGACGAGAUUUCUGCAAACAUCAUGAAUGCAAUAAAUACACGACUUGAUUUCGAGCCAGUACAUCCGUCCACACCACUCUCCUUUGAAGAUGCCCAUCACGUACAUCGCGCCCAGGAAUCUACAGAAAUUUUCAGUUCAACAACGAAAAGGUCGUCGACUUCGCCAAUGAGAUCUAACGGAUUGGUGGAACCAUCGGUCAAAGUUGUCGAGCAACCCUCCAGCCAACCCUCCAGCCAACCCUCCAACCAACCCUCCAACCAACCCUCCAACCAACCCUCCAGCCAACCCUCCAGCCAACCCUCCAGCCAACCCUCCAGCCAACUUUCCAACCAACCCUCCAACCAGAGUUCUAACCAUUUGUCUGAAUCUGUUUCUAGCGAUUCAUCUUCAGUAACUCUUCUAGCCCAAGUGCCAGAUUUCAAUCUCGCUGGCGAUCAUUUCGCAAAUGUCCCUCAUACCGAGUCUUCGUUGCCUGUUGAAUCGUCGGCUCUUCCGGAUGAUUCUGAACUUGAUUACUUAGGCGAGGAAGGGAAUUUCUUCUUCUCACCUGAUGGAGAUAAUGAAAUUGCGCUGCCUGGUGAGAGCUGA
Paraglomus occultum is the source of this 3672-nucleotide messenger RNA. The record is from the annotation of a GenBank genome assembly. Lineage: Eukaryota; Fungi; Glomeromycota; Glomeromycetes; Paraglomerales; Paraglomeraceae.